This is a messenger RNA of Conger conger (European conger), 2854 nucleotides long. It is a transcript of the gene cpvl, whose product is annotated as carboxypeptidase vitellogenic like. Lineage: Eukaryota; Metazoa; Chordata; Actinopteri; Anguilliformes; Congridae. The transcript has 13 exons. Gene Ontology annotation, molecular function: serine-type carboxypeptidase activity. The coding region runs from base 106 to 1557 and encodes 483 amino acids. The record is from RefSeq and is a predicted model, not a curated record. Gene Ontology annotation, biological process: proteolysis.
CUGUGAUCAUAUGACCACAUAUUCGAAGUCGCAAGCACAUUGACGUGUUCCUGCUUGUGACCGAAAAAUACUGCUGUCAGGAAAACUACGCGACUAAGAGUCAAAAUGCUGAAGGAAACCCUCAGUCUCCUUCUAACGUUGUGGAUCGCUUCCGAGCCGGUGCUAUCGAGAGGAUGUUCAAGUUUCUUCUGCCGCAAGUCUCUCCGGAUGACCUCACCAGAAGGACCGGAUCCCGGCAAGCCCCUCUUUCUCACGCCUUAUCUGGAGCAAGGGGACAUACAGGAGGCCAGAAGACUCAGUUUGGUGGGGCCCCUUCCUGGAGCCAAUGUGAAGAGCUACUCUGGUUACCUCACCGUUAACAAGACCUAUAACAGCAAUCUCUUUUUCUGGUUCUUUCCAGCACAGGAGAGGCCUGAGGCUGCACCUGUGCUCCUCUGGCUUCAGGGAGGUCCAGGAGGCACCUCCAUGUUUGGCCUUUUUGUGGAACACGGUCCUUAUGUGGUGUAUCAGAACCUAACCGCGGGGUUCAGGAGUUACCCCUGGACAUCCCGAUACUCGGUUCUUUACAUCGACAACCCGGUGGGGACAGGAUUCAGUUUUACAGAUGAUGACCGAGGCUUUGCCCGUAACCAGGAUGAUGUGGGCCGAGACCUCUACAGCGCACUGACUCAGUUCUUCCAGAUCUUCAGUGAGUUCCAGCACAACGGUUUCUAUGCCACUGGGGAGUCUUAUGCAGGAAAGUAUGUUCCAGCAAUUGGUUAUUACAUCCACAAAAACAACCCCUCUGCCAAGGUGAAGAUCAAUUUCAAAGGUAUCGCCAUCGGUGAUGGGCUGUGUGAUCCUGAGCUGAUGCUGGGGGGGUAUGCAGAGUUCCUGUACCAGACUGGCCUGGUGGACGAGCUGCAGAAGCAGUAUGUCCGGCAGCAGACCGAUGUCGGGGUGCAGCUCAUCCAGCAGCAGAAGUGGGUGGAGGCUUUUGAAGUUUUUGACAGCUUGCUGAAUGGUGACGUGAGCCCAUAUCCUUCAUUCUUCCAGAAUGCCACCGGAUGCACAAACUAUUACAACUACUUGCAGUGUCAGGAGCCUGCAGAUCAGGAGUACUUUGGCAAGUUUGUGAACCUCCCGGCUGUGAGGAGCUCCAUCCAUGUUGGAAACCUCACCUUCAACGACGGUUCCCAGGUGGAGAAAUUCUUGGUGCAGGACGUCAUGAAGUCCAUCAAACCCUGGCUGGGCGUUCUCAUGGACAACUAUAGGGUGCUGAUCUACAGUGGGCAGCUGGAUGUGAUCGUGGCCGCCCCGCUGACCGAGCGCUUCCUGCCCACGGUGCCAUGGUCCGGAGCAGACGAGUACAAACAGGCCCAGCGCUUCUACUGGAAGAUCCAGCCCAGUGACACAGAGGUCGCAGGAUAUGUCCGUCAAGUGGGGGAAUUCUUCCAGGUGGUCGUUCGAGGAGGGGGGCACAUUUUGCCGUAUGACCAGCCCGAGAGAUCCUUUGAUAUGAUCGAUAGAUUUCUCUCUACAAAGGGAUGGGGAAGAAGCAUUCCAGAAGGACUUUGAAGAAAUGAAGGUUUAUGAUAAUAAGCAGGGCUUGACAUUAACACCUGCCACUCGCCAGAUUUGGUUAGAAUUCGGCAGUGGCGUGUAACUCAGUCACUCUUCCUAGUCAUUUUGAGGGGUGACCUUUCGGUAGCAAUUUCUAUCAAAAGAAACCUUAUUGUAGUUUACAAAAGCCGUCUGAAACAAUUAAUUCAAUUUGAGGUUAUUCUCUAUGGUACUUCAUCUCCCAUGAGCACUGGGUUCACACUGAACUCAUCUCACUGGGCCAUCCACUUCACCGUCUCGCUCUUGCAAGUUGGUAGUAUAUUUGAUAAUAAAUCUAAAUCUAAAUCAGAACACGGUGCUGCAUACUAUACAAGCGUGUGCAUGUGAUCGAGUUUAGUGCUGUACAGGCUAAACAUUAACAUUGAACUUUAACAUUGUUCAUCUUCAGCAGCGUUACAGUCCUAUCCUGUAAACUCUGCAUUAGGCUAACUGAACAAAGAAAGGCUUGUAUGCAGGCUGUGAAUGGACGUGGAGGAUUUCCCUGCCACUGCUGUUCUCCUCCUCGAUAUGAUGAAUUGUCAUCCUGAUCCUGGGCUGGCAGGCUAGUAUUCCCCCUCUGUUAACUGUUAUAUGCUAUAAUAUUACAUAAGACCUUCACUUUUUCAAUGCGCCGUUUAUUGAUAGUAUGUGUUUGCAGUGGUUCGUUUCCCAGUCUGUAAUUUAUGUCCCAUAAUUGCUGACAAGAAUGUAUUUUGGCCCCUGCAAUUCAGAAAUUAUUCUGGCAAGCCUGCUACACAGCUGUACUUAUUUCCACACUGCCAAUACUGGUGUUUUGUCAUUGCAAUUUCAAAAUUAGGUGCAAUUAAAAAUAUAUAUAAUAAUAAAGCAUCAGCAGAGCUUCAACAUUGAUGUUAUGUAAUGAAGAGAACCUCAUUGUAUUCACAUAAUGCUCAAUGGCAUCAGGUGUAGCCAGCUUCCCUCAGCUAUAGGCGAGUAAUUAAAUAUUUAUUAUCUGUAUUGGAGGUUAUACUGAAGGUGAACACGGUAGUUAGUUUCUGUUCAAAUACAAUGUUAUGUACAAACAAGUGCAUGCAGUCACAUUCUCCAGUUGCCUGUGUUCAGUUGGCUAUAGUUAAUGUCAAGCCCUGGUGAUUUUGGAAUUGAAAGAAUUAUCUGCUCUACCUGUCAGCAUGGCUGCAGGUGUUCUUUCUGUGCUGUAUUCAUUCUUGUACAUAAUCAGGAUAUAUUUUUAAAUGAUUUUAAUUGCCUUAUGAUUGCUAUUUUGAUUGAAAUAAAUUGUGUACAAAUUGUG